Molecule: messenger RNA, 2865 nt
Organism: Blepharisma stoltei
Lineage: Eukaryota; Ciliophora; Heterotrichea; Heterotrichida; Blepharismidae
Source: the annotation of a GenBank genome assembly
AUGGAUGAAGCAAUAAUUAUAGAAGCCUUUAAAGCAAGUUUACAGUUAGAUAAUGAGCCUAAUCAAAACGUUCAAGCAUUAAUUUCCUCAAUCCAAACAUCAAUUGAAGGUCUUAUCCCUAAACUCAUGAGUAUUUUUUUAAGCGACAAUCCUAUUGAAAUUAGACAGCUAGCUGCAACCUAUAUUAAAAACUUAUCUAAAAUCUGAGAAGACUCAAAACGAGAAUUUCCUCUCCCACAAGCUGACAAAACAUUUUUACGAACUAAUGUUAUAAAAUGCUUAAAGUUUUCUAUUCCUAAUCAGAUCAGAUCUCAAUUUAAAGAAAUUGCUUACCAAAUAAUUAGAGUAGAUUUCCCAUGAGAAGGAAUCUUUCAACAAAUUGAUGAGGCUUUAGAGUCAGAUGUUGACCAAGUCUAUGCUGGACUUACUUUAAUUCAUCAAGUCGCCAAAGUUUAUCAGUAUCAAACGAGGGAGAGUAGGAAAUGCUUUGAAGCACUUAUUGAUAGAACUCUUGGAAAAUUAGAUAAAUUUUUAGAGGCCUUUCUAAAUGACAGUAAUGCAGACGCUUAUUGGUACAUUUUAUUAAUACUCAAAAUAUACUGGACUAGUUUUAAGAUAGAAUAUCCACUGAGCUUUUCAAUAGUUCAGCAGCUAGAUUUAUGGCUUGGGAAAUUAAAAAAUAUAUUAGAAAGCAGCUUGGGAAGCCUAGAAACACAAGCUGAAAAUGAAGAGGAUGCUAAGUCAAGAGAUUUGCACCCAAAUUGGGUAUGCAAAAAAAAAAUUGCACAACUUUUAAGUAGAUUUUUUGCACGCUAUUUUAUGGCUGACAAAGGUAUUAGUAAAUCGGCAGGUAACCAUUUUGAGAGCCACUGAGCAAAUCCAUUAUUAUCAGCAGUUUUAGCCUUAUUAUAUAAGAAGCCAGCAUGCUACAUACCAGAGAAGGUGACUACGUAUUUAUUGGAGUGUGUGAUAAGAGCCCUUAAAUUAAAAAAUGCUGAAAACAUAAUAAAAAUGCCUCCUACACCUAAUGGAAAACUAGCUGUUCCAGCCUUGAUUUCUGAUGUAAUUAUUUCAGUUUUAUACCGAACUAGAUCAGACGAGCUAGCCUGGCAAGAAAAUCCUGCUGAAUUCCUAAGAAAAGAAAAAAACUUUGCAAAUAGUAUUUGCUAUAUAAAAAAUUCUGCAAUUAGCCUUUUAGAAAUAAUUUGCGAAAAAGGUAAUCUGCAAUUAUUUUUAGACUAUACUAGUGUAGAACUACAGUCGAAUCCUCAAAUAUUCCAUAAAGAAGCAAUUCUAUAUGCACUAGGAUCUAUUUCCCGAAUCUUAAAGGAAAAAAAAGACUUAUCAGAAAGUAUCAAAAAUUUACUUAUCAUAUAUGUGCUACCUGAAUUUAGCAGUAGAAUAGGAUUUCUUAGAGCAAUUGCUUGUUGGGUUUUCGCACAAUUUUCUUCAUUUUUAACAGCAGACCUAGAAACUCAGCUCUUAGGAUUUGAAAAAAUCUCACAAAUGAUGCUAGAUCCAGACCUUCCUGUAAGAUUUGAAGCAGCCCUUGCAUUUCCUAGAACCUUAGACUGAAGAAUUCCUAAUGAAAAGCUAUCAGGCUACUCCAGAAAUAUAAUUGAAGUUUAUCUAAAGCUUAUGAGCCAAGUUGAUAAUGAAGAGCUUAUUGAUGCUUUAGGAGUAAUUGUAGAAAAAUUUCAAGCUGAAGUUACAGAUUAUGCCGCUGAACUUAUUAAGUAUUUGCUUCAAUUUUUCUUAAAAAUAACAAAAAAUAUAGACAGCAUAAAUGAGGAUGAAGGCUUUCUUAUGGGGGCAUCAAUUUUGAAAAUUAUUGAUAAGCUCGUUAGUUAUCUUGAAAACAAGCCACAAGAGUUAUUAGCUGCAUCACAUUUACUAGUGCCGGUUUUUAAUUAUUGCUUUAAUGAGUAUUUAGAAGAUUUUAUACAUGAAGCAGCAAUUUUGCUGGCAAGGUUACUUUAUUCAUCACCAAAUAACUUUUUGCCACAUCUGUUUCCAUUUGCCAGGUGUAUAAGAACUUAUUUACUGGGAGAAGGGAAUAUCCAGCCAUGUGGACUGUAUAACAGCGUUGAGUUUUUUUCUCCUAUAGCAAAUUUUAUAUCAAAAUAUCCAUUACUCACUGCAACAAAUCUUGAUAUAUUUCUUUCAAUAGGUCUUGGUCUAUCAAAAAAUAAAAAUGAGGAGAGCAAUAUUUUAUUGACAGGCUGCAAAGUCCUGAUUGUUCUUUUAGAAAAUCUUAAAGGCUCUUUAGAUCAACAUAUCCCUACAAUUAUUAAUCAAGUUUCCAACUUGUAUGGAUUUUCAGUCAAUAAAAUUAUAAAAGCUAAGGCUUCUGAAGUUAUUUGUAUUUCAUUAUGGAAUAAUCCUAUAGUAACUAUCCAGACCUUACAAAAUACCAAUAUAUUAAAAAAUAUCUGGAAAUUUUGCUUUGGAGACCUCAAGCAGUACCAGGAAAGUUUGGCCAAAAGAUAUGCAAUUUUAGGAUUAUCAUCGAUAAUCGUGACUUUUAAAGAAUUACCUUCUUUUUUUAGUGAAAAAAUGCCAGAAUUGCUGAAAAAGAUUCUGGAGUUAUGAAAAAAUAUUGAUGAAGAUGUUGUGAUGGAUGAGAGACCUGAGGAGGAGGAAGAAGAAGAAGACACAAAAAUGGACGAAGAAUCUGAUGAUUGAGAAGAUGAAGAUAUUGUGUUUUCUGAUUUAUACGAUUCACCAAUAGAAAGUCUUGAAUUAAGAGAACAUCUUAAAAACACUUUCUUGAAUGUUUCUAUAAGUUACCCAGAUAUACACUCUCAAGCUUGUGAAAUACUGACAGAAGAGGAAAUGCUAGUUUUAAAUCAAAUUCUGAAUUAG